AACCGACGCUUGCAUGUUUUGCUCGGCUUUUCUCCGAGAGGACGGGCGACGAACGGCUGGGAUGUUUUCAAAAGCAGCGAUGAACGUCACACAGCCGUAGGCUACGGUUAACGUCCAAUAUUUAGGAAAUAAUUAUCACAUUGCGCAAUAUUCACAUAUAGCUGAACCUGAAUGAGUCGGUGGGAGCGGGUAACCCAGUGUAAAGGUGCAUGAUGACCCUACUGUGCUAUAGCUGUCACAGCUAGUCAGGUGCCGCACCAUGGCCAAACCUGGGAGCGACAGAGAUGGAGCCAUGGUGGAUAAGCAGGCGGGGAAGAAGCACCGCCAGACACUUCAGCUUUGUACAGCUGGCACAUUUCUUCACUGAGAUCAAAGAAGCACCACACUGCAGACAUUUUCCUCCUGCCAGAGAUGUAUUUUACUGCGCCAGAGUACAGCCCACUGAAGUACUGAGCAAAGAAAAGUUGUCCCCCUUCACCAAAACUCCGAAGCUGGACCGGAGUGAAUUGCUGGGGAAGGAAGGGAAAGCCAAGUCUUCCAUGAAGCGCAAGCUCUCCUUCACCACCAGUCCGCUCCGGACCGAGGAGCGAGACUCUGACACCGAUGACUCAGACCCAGGCCAGUCGAGUGAGACCUGGGGAGAGAGAUUAGUGCCUCCCUGCAGGAUAUACGCAGAUAAAGAUGGACCAGACAAGAAGAAGGUGAAGAAGGAGGCUGGGGGCAAGAAGUCCCAGGCCAACCUGUUAUUUGGGUAUCCCCUGUCAGAGCGCAAACAGAUGGCUCUCCUAAUGCAGAUGACUGCCAACAGUCCAGACUCUACUCCCAGUCACCCCUCACAAACGACCCCUGUGCAGAAGAAAGUCCCCAGCAGCGCCUCGUCUAGACAGAAGGACAAAGUCAACAAGCGGAACGAGCGAGGGGAGACUCCCCUUCACAUGGCUGCCAUCAGGGGAGACGCUAAGCAAGUUAAAGAGCUCAUUAGCCUGGGAGCUGAUGUCAACGUCAAAGACUUUGCAGGCUGGACUCCCCUUCAUGAAGCCUGUAAUCUUGGCUACUACGACGUGGCCAAGGUCUUAAUAGCAGCAGGUGCGGAGGUGAACACGCAGGGUUUGGAUGACGACACGCCACUCCAUGAUGCUUCGAGCAGCGGGCACAAAGAUAUUGUGAAACUGCUGCUUCGACACGGUGGUAACGCCUUCCAGGCAAACAAGCGCGGCGAGCGCCCGGUGGAUGUGGCGGACUCUCAGGAGCUGGAGCAGCUAUUAAAGGGAGAGGUGCCUCUGUCGGACCAAGAUGACAGUUCGUCAGAGUCUGAAGACCCACCGUCUGUUAAUCCAUCCAGUGUGGAUGACAACAUGGAGGACUCUGAUACUGAAAAGGACUCGGAUGGCAAACCGGCCACAAAAGCAUCAUCGUCCGUGCCAGGGCUGGAUGAGUAUGAGUUCAAGGACGAGGAAGAAGAGGAGGAUCUCAGUAAAGCUCUGAACGACAGACAUAUCCUCAGGAGGGAACUACGGCAGCGGGAGAAGGACGACAAAGAUAGGAAUCAUGUGGCAGGAAAGACGAGUGGCAAAGGGGAUUCCUCCUCCAAGUCCAAAAAGCAGAAGACGUCUCGCGUCCACUGCAGCUCAGAUACCUCCAGUGAUGAAAUGGAGAGCCUUCCAGAGAAAAGGAAUUCCCCCACCUGCUCUCAAAGCUCAGAGGCCGUGAAGCCGGACACAAAGUCUAAAAAGGACAGUGCUGAGCAAAAGGACAAGGGCAAAGUCAAGAGGAAGAGCAAAAGCCAGAAUAAAAACAAGGAAAACCAAGAGGAUGGCAAAGAGAACAGCAAAACUUUGGUCCGUUCUCUCGCAACUGUGUCCGAGAGCACAGAAAAGGGUCGGGAGGAAGACUCCUUCAAGAUGUCUUUCAGUCCUAAAGAUGACUCGUCCGUCCACCUCUUUCAUUUGUCCUCCAUAAAGUCUCCAAAACUGAACCACAGCUUGACAGAUAAGCAAACACCACUGAAACAGGAAAAUACUAAGAUGUGCAUUUCCAUCACUGACAGCUCAUGUCCGGUGGACGGUGUCAAAUACAACCACUACCCAGACGCAGACUUCUGCACUGAAGGCUCUAGCACCAAGGGGUGCAAGCACAAGGAAAAGAGCAAACAUCAACAGAAAGACUCGAGUGUCGACGGGGAUGACGGCCGUUCGAGUCCUUACAAAGACGGCAGCAUAGGAAACAGCAUAGACAGCACUGAAGGUGCCUUGCGGAAGAGCGACUUAGACGGCAAGGUGGUAAAGAAGCAUAAACUUAAACACAAAGAGAAGGACAAACACAGGAGGGAAUACGAGGCAGAGCGGAGCCGCCACAGGCAGAAGGAGGCCAGGAAAGAUGGCCACAGGAAUUUGGAGUUUGACAGAGAGUUCUGGAAAGAAAAUUUUUUCAAAAGUGAUGAGACGGAUGAAUCUCUGCCAGUGAAGAAAGAAGGUGAAGACAAUAGCUCGCUUCAGAAGACCUCUGAUUCCUCUCCUGUCAAAGAUGAGAGAAACGCAAAGGAGAGACACUCCAGCAGCAAGGAAAAGAGGCCGAGAGAGGAGCGCGAAAAAGACAAGACCGUGAAGAAAGAGCGCAAGGAGGCUGCUAGUAAAGAGGAGAAGGUAAAGGAAUCAAAGCUGAGCGAGCGUGACGAGAGAGUGGACUGCCACGGCUCAGGGCGGAUUCCUGAGGAGACACUGCUGAGCAACAGCAUGAAAGAAGAGACAGAAGAGAAACCCAUAAGUGGGAUCACAGCUGAUCAAGAACAGCUGGAGCCUUCUGAAAAAGGCUCACGUGAGAAAACUGACAAGAGGCUUCCAGGAAAGGAGAAGGAUUCAGAAAAAAUGGAGAAAAGGCACCCUGACAAGGAAAAAAGGGUUAAAACGGAGCACUCUGACAAGCCCGAGCCGCAAAAUUCAGUGGAUCGCUGGAAGGAAAAAGAGAGAACAGGGGCGAUUUCUUCCCACUCGCCUGGAGAUAAAAACUAUAAAGAGAAUGAAAAGCUGAAAUCUCUGUCCACCACAAAAAAGCAUGAUGACGGCAGAAAAAACAAAGAUAAGUUAGACAAACGGUCUGACAGGGAGAGGCAGGAGAGAGAAUAUAGUGUCGGGGAUCACAGAGAAAAGGAACGCGCAAACCCUGAUAAGAAAGGCAAACCUCUGGAGAAGACCACAGAUCAUAGUAAAUCUGAUCGUUCAAAAGAGAAGGAGUGUGACAGGAAAAAGAGAGAUAAAACGAAAGAUGGCACUUCUAAUCUGAAGUUACUUUUAGAAGAGAAGAAGAGCUAUCUGUCUGAGAGCAGCAAGUCCUUAUCUACAAAAUCAAAGGAGGAAGUUGUGAGAACACCAGAGAAGGAUCGCGACCGGAGAGACCGAGACAGAGACUUGGAUAAACACAAGGACAAGGAUAAGGACCGCCACAAAGACCGCUCCCAGCAGGCCAAAAUCUCCAAGGCCAAACCCAACGAGACGGAUGCAGACAAGGCCAAAUCAAAAGCCUCGCCAGCAACCCGAGACAACAAGCCCAAAGAGAAAAGGCUUGUGAAUGACGACUUGAUGCAGACCAGCUUUGAGCGCAUGCUCAGCCUGAAGGAUCAGGAGAUUGAACAAUGGCAUCGCAAACACCUGGAGAAAAUCAAACAAAAAGAGCGAGAACGGCUUAAACAGCGUCCUCUGGCAGAUCCAGCGAAGGCCAAACCUAAAGACAGAACGAAAACUGAACCGUGUUUGAGUAAAGAGCUCACACGCUCAAAAAGCUCUGAAGCCUCUGAUGUCCACAGCAGAGAUAAACCCCUGAAGGAUGGCACCAGCCCCAGAGCAAUGUCGCUUGAUGGAAAGAGUCUGCCUUCCAUCAGCGCAAAGGUCAUGUCAGCUGUGGAAAACUGUCUGACCAGAUCGCCCAGACCGGAGAGUGAACGCUGUGUUCUCAUGUCCCGGUCCGUGUCCUUGGUUUCUGUCGCUAGCUCAGAGGAUUCGUGUCAGGCGACGGCAUUAACGCCCAGACACCCUGAGUAUGACUCUGACAUGAAUAUGGAAGCAUCAGACUCUCAACCUGCCUUCCUCCAGUCUUCCCUUGUAAUUCACGCCACCAGAUCGCCGUCUGUUCACGACAAAGAUUGCAACAGUCUUCCAGAUGUGCCGCAAAGUAAUCGCACGCUGGGGUCCGGCAGACACGAGUCGCCGUACCUCAGGGCUAUUCUGGACGAGGAUGCCAACUCAUCGACUGAAGGUAAAGCUGUCGAAAAUCUGCCAAAGCCCAACCAGCCUACGGAAGAGCUGAAAACGAGAGAGACCUCGGCAGAUACGGAGGAGAGCCUCGCCAGUCAACAGUGCACGAGUUCAGCGGCUGAUUCAGUAGCAGAGCGAGAAGGGGACACUCCUGGUGGUUUGACACCUCAGAUGUUAAGUCAAGAUCCUGAGAGUAAAAGCCUGACAAUACCAGAGUGUAGCGGCAAUCAGACUGGGCCAACGGAGCAGAAACCAAUUUCCUCCUCUGAUCCUCCUGUUGCGAGGGAUGUCCAGUGUUUGACAGAGAAUUCACAGGCAGAAAGUACUAACAAGGAUUCUGAUCAGUCAUCAGUACCUACAGUUUGUCCAUCUGCAGAGCCGUCAGCACCCACAAGCACAAAACCCCUCCAGCAAAGGGAACCUGUUUCUGGUAUAGAGAGCUUGCAGCAGGCAGAAUCGAGCACCAUGCAUGUAUCUGACCAUAAAGACAAACCUCUGGAGAGUGCUGAUAGAGCUGAACAAGAGAGCAUGGAAACUGUCUCAGAAAGCUUCAGAACAGAGAGUGUUGGAAGUCCUGUACCGUCCACCAGUUCGCACGUUCCCAGUUCCACUUCAGGGGAGUCCUUGCCAGCCUCCAGCAAAACGAAGUCAGAGUCCGAAUGUCCUCUAGAGGAUAUGGAUGUAGAUAACCAAGACUACAAGAGUUCAAAACCUUCCACUGACGCUGCAGGUUCGUGCCUUGACGCUCAGAUGGAGAAAAAGGACAGUAUACCCCAAGCAUCGUCCUAUAGCGCGAGCCCCGAACACCAGGCUGAAGAUAUGACUGACAUCCAGCAGAACUCGGAGAACAGCGCUGCUCCUGUUUCUAUUACAACAGAGAGUUCCUCGCUCGAAGGCAGCCUGAGUACUGAGUGCUCCUCUGAAUGCAAAGCGGAGUCCAGCUCAGAGCCGAUGGAGGUGACCCCUGCCGAUGAGAAAGCAGAGUCCUCUUCAUCUGGAGAGGAGCAGAGUCAAAGCACCAUCCAGUCAUCAGCUCAGACCGACUCCUGCUGCAGUGGCAGCAGCAGCAGCGGCAGCAGCACUGCCUCGGGAAGCUCCUCUCCACAAUCUGGAGAUCGGGAUUCUGAUUCUCUGGGGGCCAAGGUGAAGGUUCGAUCUGCAGACGACGACGUGGACGUCCACGUGCCCCAUCCACGCAAGAGAAAGAUGCCCAAAGUGUCGACUUCCCAGUCGUGCUCGACGAGUCAACAGGAGAAGGAGAAGGGCCAGCAGUCUCUUGCAGCGAUCGUGGACUCUGUAAAGCUGGAGGAGAUUCAGCCCUACCAGACUGAGAGGGCCAACCCUUACUACGAGUUCCUGCACAUCCGGAAGAAGAUCGAGGAGAAGCGCAAAGUGUUGUGCAGCGUCACCCCCCAACCACCACAGUAUUACGAUGAAUAUGUAACCUUCAACGGAUCCUACCUCUUAGAUGGGAACCCCCUCAGCAAGCUCUGUAUACCAACCAUAACUCCGCCUCCAUCGUUACCCGAGCAGCUGAAAGAGAUGUUCAAACAGCAAGAGGUCGUCCGCAUGAAACUACGACUACAACACAGCAUUGAAAGGGAAAAGCUGAUUGUUUCAAACGAACAAGAAGUCUUACGAGUCCACUACCGGGCAGCAAGAACACUGGCCAAUCAGACUCUGCCUUUCAGUGCCUGUACGGUUUUACUGGAUGCUGAAGUGUACAACAUGCCUCAAGACGUCCAGAGUGAUGACGGCAAAACGUCAGUGAGGGACAGAUUCAACGCCAGGCAGUUCAUGUCCUGGUUACAAGACGUCGAUGACAAGUUUGAUAAACUGAAGACGUGUCUUCUGAUGAGGCAGCAGCACGAGGCGGCGGCCCUGAACGCCGUGCAGCGUCUGGAGUGGCAGCUCAAACUGCAGGAGCUGGACCCGGCCACCUACAAGUCCACCAGUAUCUUCGAGAUCCCCGAGUUCUACAUCCCGCUGGUGGAGGUCAACGACGACUUCGACCUCACGCCGAUAUGAGCGGUAGGACACGCGUGCUUCGCCCCCAGCAGCGGCCACAGUACGGACACAAGAGGCAGCCGGCGCAUUCGAGGAAAAGGAAAUGUGAAGCACUUAAAUGCGAGUGUGGCGGUAACACAAAAGAGCACUUAGAAAAGAGACCAUUUUACUCCUCAGCUCUUACAGUCCAAACCGGCACGCCCAGCACGAGGACGGCGAGCGAGGGCAGACUGGUCCAGGCCUCGGAUGAAGCCCAGGGAGCGGAGACCAAAAGCUGGGAGCUGCAGCGAGAAGCAAAGUGUGGACGCCGACCUCCUGCUACUGCUCCUCAUCAGGCAGGGUCACACAACUGAAAGAUUUCAAUUGUUUUCAAAGUGAGUGUUCAUACAUUGUGUACAGACUGUGCUCUUAAUUUUUUAACUUAUUUUAUACAUAAACAAAUGUGCAUUUGUAAAUAGUCAUGUAAUUAUUGUUUUAAACUUGUAAAAACAAAAAAUAAUAGAUAUUUUGAUUGUAAACUUGUUCUGUCUCAUGUUUUAAUGGACCAAAGUUGGUUUUUAUAUUGAGUGUCCUCUUCGUCAGUGAUGUUCUUGUUGUUGUUGGCUUAAAAUCUUAAGCAUGUGUUGGCUUUUGUUGUGUUUAUUUUGUUUUUGUUUUUUGCUGUUUCUUCCUUCCUCAUCUGGAGUUCCACGCAGCAGCUGGUGUUUUUUGACUUUGGCAAUUAAAUGCUGUGCAUGCGUUGCAUCGUUUGUACUUCUUUCCUAAAACGCUGUACUGUGGACUUAAUUGUGAGGUUUACUGAAGUGUUCCAGCUUUUUUUGCGCCAUUGUGUUACGUCCCUUUUGCAGCCUCACUCUGUGUUGUCCAUUGUGUCUCGCGCACAUUAAAAGUCUGUUGUGGCUUCCAGAGGGAAAAAAAAAACAACUUUUACAGUUUCAAUGUGAGAUCACAACAAAACCUAUUUUUUCAACAUAAUGCCUUUUGAACGAUAGUUCUAAAAAUUGUCUAUUUUAAUAUUUACUUGUUACAUGACCUGUACAUAUUUGUAAUAUAUAAUUGAAUAAAUUUUAUUUGUUGUGAAAUUAA
This is a messenger RNA of Scatophagus argus, 7340 nucleotides long. It is a transcript of the gene ankrd12, whose product is annotated as ankyrin repeat domain 12. Gene Ontology annotation, cellular component: nucleoplasm. The transcript has 14 exons. Gene Ontology annotation, molecular function: protein binding. The record is from RefSeq and is a predicted model, not a curated record. NCBI's taxonomy places the organism in Eukaryota, Metazoa, Chordata, Actinopteri, Scatophagidae. The coding region runs from base 285 to 6275 and encodes 1996 amino acids.